AUGACAUCUAACUGUUGCGUCACCACAACUGGCUCUCUGGGGACCGGCAAGGCCUGCACCCGGGCUGCCUCAAUCUGUUCCACCAACGUAAGCUGCCGACCUGAGGUCUGUAUGUCCUACGUCUGCCAGCCCAUGGGCUAUGUGCCCAGUGUCUGCCUGCCCACCACCUACCGGCCAACCAGCUGCCUCCCUAAAACCUACCUGUCAUCCUCCUGUCGGCUGAGCAGCUGUCGUCCAUCCUGCUCCUUACCGGGAAGCUGCAGCAUCCCUUGCUCUGUGGGGGGCUGCAGCUGGUACUGUGAUGGCAUCUUCAAUGGCAAUGAGAAGGAGACCAUGCAGUUCCUCAAUGACCGCCUGGCCAACUACCUGGAGAAGGUGCGCCAGCUGGAGCAAGAGAAUGCUAAUCUGGAGAGCAAGAUUCAAGAAGCCUGCCAAUCUCAAAUGUCCACCGUAUGUCCUGAUUAUCAGUCUUAUUUCAGGACUAUUGAGGAACUCCAGCAGAAGGUUCUGUGUACCAAGGCAGAGAAUGCCAGGAUGGUUGUGCAGAUCGACAAUGCCAAGCUGGCUGCAGAUGACUUCAGAACCAAGUACGAGACAGAGGUGUCCCUGCGCCAGCUGGUGGAGGCUGACAUCAAUGGCCUGCGGAGGAUCCUGGAUGAACUGACUCUGUGCAAGGCUGACCUGGAGGCCCAGGUGGAGUCCCUCAAGGAGGAGUUGCUCUGUCUCAAGAAGAAUCAUGAAGAGGAAGUCAAUGCCCUUCGCUGUCAGCUUGGGGACCGGCUCAACAUUGCGGUGGAUGCUGCUCCCCCAGUUGACCUGAACAGGAUGCUGGAAGAGAUGAGGUGCCAGUAUGAGACCGUGGUGGAGAACAACCGCAGAGAUGUGGAGGAGUGGUUCAAUGCUCAGAUGGAGGAACUUAACCAGCAAGUGACCACAAGCUCGGAGCAGCUCCAGGGCUACCAGUCAGACAUCAUUGAUCUGAGGCGUGCCAUUAAUGCUCUGGAGAUCGAGCUGCAGGCCCAGCAUAGCAUGAGAGAUUCUCUGGAAAACACUCUAAAUGAAACAGAAACUCGCUACAGCUCCCAGCUGACUCAGAUGCAGUGUAUGAUCACUAAUGUGGAGUCCCAGUUGGCUGACAUUCGCUGUGACCUGGAGAGGCAGAACCAGGAGUACAAGGUCCUCUUGGAUGUCAAGGCCCGCCUGGAGUGUGAGAUUGCCACAUAUCACAGCCUUCUGGAGAGUGAAGACUGCAAACUGCCCUGCAAUCCAUGUACCACCGCCUCUUCCUGUACGCCAUGUGUACCCCGCACUGUCUGUGUACCCCGCACUGUCUGUGUGCCAUGCACACCUUGCACCCCGAUGGGCCGGUAUUGA
Molecule: messenger RNA, 1374 nt
Organism: Trichosurus vulpecula (common brushtail)
Lineage: Eukaryota; Metazoa; Chordata; Mammalia; Diprotodontia; Phalangeridae
Product: keratin, type I cuticular Ha2-like
Exons: 7
Coding region: 1-1374 (457 amino acids)
Molecular function (GO): structural molecule activity
Source: RefSeq, a predicted model, not a curated record